Molecule: messenger RNA, 2479 nt
Organism: Prorocentrum cordatum
Lineage: Eukaryota; Dinophyceae; Prorocentrales; Prorocentraceae
Source: the annotation of a GenBank genome assembly
GCUCAGCGACGUUGGCCCAAGUUUUGCAGUGUGCCGCUGAGCUCUUUAUCUUAGGAGGGCGCUCCGCGCGCGAGUCACCGCCCUGGCCACGAGGAGUCAGGGGCGCCAUCCCCGCGGCGACAGUGGCGAUGGCGCAGCCGCUGAAGCAGUGCCCGCGGACUGCCAAGGUGGCUUGGUGCCCAACGCCGGCAUCUCCAUCCUUGCUUGCAUUGGGCAGCUCUGCCAAUAGUGCUGCUGGAAGCUUCGGCAACGAUGGCGGUGAAGGCGCGACGCUCGACUUCGUCUCCUUCGACCCGGCUAAGCCCGGAAACCAGAUGGAAGUGAUUGCCUCGGUGAAGCCAGAGCGUGGGCUGAAGUUCGCCUCCAUGUCCUGGGGCAAGGUGAGCCGUGAGGGCUUUCCCAACGGCGUCCUUGCUGGCGGGCUGCAAGAGGGCGUGGUGUCCUUGUGGAAUCCCUACGCGAUCCUCAAGUCUAAGGGUGCGGACCCCGGCCUCGUGUACUCGGGGAAGAUCCACAGCGGCACAGUGAACUGCGUGGAGUUCAACCCGUUCAAGCCGAACCUGAUGGCGACCGCAGGAGCGGACUCGGAGGUCAACAUUCUCGACAUCAGCAACAUCCAGCAGCCAGAGCUGUACAAGCCCUCGGCCAACAACAAGCACGCGGGCUCCGAGGUCCUCUGCUGCGCUUGGAACAGGGGCGUGCCGCACAUCCUGUGCUCGUCCUCCAACACGGGCGCCACCGUCGUGUGGGACCUCAGGAAGAAGGCGGAGGUGCUCACCUUCCAGGACCCUGGCGGCCGGCAGCGGUGCGCCGACGUGGCCUGGCACCCGGAGGUGCCGACGCAGCUGAUCGUCGCGUAUGAUGACGACCAGCAGCCCUCGAUGCAGAUGUGGGACCUCAGGCACGCGCAGUACCCCUUCAAGGAAACGGCGGGGCACUCGAAGGGCAUCCUCAGCGUUGACUGGAACAUUAUGGAUCCAAACCUCCUGGUCUCCUGCGGCAAGGACAACAAGAUCAUCACUUGGAACAUCGGCUCGGGGACCUUGGAGCCACACGGCGAGAUGACGGCCCAGCAGUGGAAUUUCGACGUCAAGUGGUCGCCCCACAAGCCCGGGGUGAUCUCAGCUGCGUCCAUCAACGGGCUGGUCUCCAUCUACUCGGUGCAGGGCCAGCAGAGCGCCUCUGCCAAGUAUUGCCCCAAGUGGUACAAGAAGUCCUGCGGCGUCGCGAUGGGCUUCGGUGGCCGCGUCCUCUCUUUCGGCCUGAACAAGUCUGCCGCGGCAAUCACAGGCGAUGCGGCCGCCGCGACGACGUCCUUCUGUCAUUCGCUGGUGGUGCCCAACGAGCCCGAACUCAUCCCGGAGGCCGACGCGUUCGAGACGUGGAUCUCCGAGCGGAAGCUGCAGGAGUACUGCCACGACAAAACCAGGCGGGGCGGAGGCAGCACAGACCAGGGCCUCAUGUGGGAGAUGAUGGGCUGCCAGUUCGAUGAGACUGGACGCCAGCGCGUCCCUGCGCUGCUGGGCUUCGACCAGGACCAGGUCAUGCAGAAGGCGGAGCAGUACCUCGGACAGAAGCCAGGCAAGACGCUCGGGCAGUCCGCAGAGGAGGAGGUGGAGAAGAAGCAGUCCGGGCAGCCCCAGGCUGCGCCGGAGCCGGCGGCGCCCGCCGUCUCCGCAGAGGAGGCCGCAAACAUCUUCGACAUGCUGUCCGCGGAGACCGAGGCGCAGAAGAUCCAGCAGGAGCAGGAGGCGGCCCAGAUCGCCAUGAAGGCCGCGCUGGACGCCAAAGCCGCCGCCGACUCCCCAUCGGGCUCCAAGAAGGUCGACUGGUCGACGGGCCCCGAGGCCAUCAUCAAGCAGUCCCUUCUCGUGGGCAACCUCACCGCGGCCGUAGAGUGCUGCUUCAAGAACAACCGCAUGGCCGAGGGGCUGCUUCUCGCGUCUGGCGGCGGCAACCAGCUGUGGACGAGGGCGCGGGACGAGUACCUGCGGAUCAUGGGGGAUUCUUUCCUCACGACGGUGGGGAACAUUAUGACGAACGACUUUGACAAGUUGGUCGCCUCGUCCAAUCUCAACACCUGGAAGGAGACGCUGGCCGUGCUGGCCACUUACUCGGGCGACAAGUACCAGCCUCUUUGCGAGCAGCUGGCCGCGCGCCUCGAGAAUGAGGUCCGCGACAUGCUAUCCGCCGUCAUCUGCUACAUCUGUGCAGGCAAUUUUCCAAAGACGGUCAGCAUAUGGGCCAACACCCGCAUGGGCGCUCAGGGCUCGCAGAAGCGCACGCUCCAAGAUCUCGUGGAGAAGAUGGCAGUGCUUCAGGGCGCCACGAAAUUUGGCCAGGCGGACCCCCUGUUCAACUCGAAACUCACCCAGUACGCGGAAAUCCUUGCGAACUCUGGACGCCUCACGGCGGCCAUGCGGCUCCUGUGCCUCUUGCAGCCGGACCCGUCGUCUUCCUUCCUGCGCGACCGCAUCUA